AUGUUCGAUCCCAAUGCCACAAAGGUGCUUGCCUAUGAACUGGAAAACAGAUCUCUUGGCUUGGUCAUCGUAGAAACUUGUAUUCUUAUUGUCUUCGCUGUAGCAGCUCUUGUAGGGAACUCUUGUGUCUUGUUCGUGUUUUACAAAUCACCAGAUCUUCGCACCGUUGCGAACUAUUACUUGAUAACACUCGCUGUAUCUGAUUUUGCCUUUCCCGUGAUUACAAUGCCUCCACUUAUAGCAACAGCAGCUACAGGUCGUGAUAUGUACGGCGACCAAGGGAAAGUUAUUGGAUUCAUAGGCCUCUCAUUUGCACUUGGUUCGAUUUUAACGACCUCACUGAUCGCCAAGAAUAGAUUUUUCUGCAUCGUUAAGCCUCAGUUGUACAAGAAGUUUUUCAAGAAAAAGCCAGCGAUUUGCAUGAUUGCAGGUGCCUGGGCGAUUGCAAUAUUAGGUAACGUUUUGCUCUCUCUCAAUGGAAAAAUAAUGUUCGUGUUUGAUCCAGGACGAAUGAUCUAUUUUCCCUCCAGUCAAGACAUAUACAUAGCUCGCUUUUUUACAGCUUUGAACCAAUUCCUUUUCGUUGUUUUACCGCUGUCAUUGACAGUUAUAUGUUACUGGAAGGUUUAUAGAAGUGUUAAAGUGCAUAACGCUACGAUGGCCACGAAUAUUAACACAGGACCGACCAACAGAAACUCUUUUAGCAAGAACGAAAUUCAAGUUACAAAGUCUCUGCUUGCGUUGGUUUGUGGGUCCUUAUUUUGCUGGAUUCCAUCGGCAAGUAUUGAUCAAAUAAGCUUGUAUGUUAGUUUGCCUCGCUCAGUACAGAUGAUAACGAUCUACGCUGCCUCGUCAAGCAGUGCAAUCAAUCCUGUUAUAUUCUACAUAUUUAAUAGACCGUUCAGAAGAAGGUUUUACCAAUUAUUUGGUCAUUUUCUACCUAUCAGUACCGUACCCUCUACCAGUAAUGAGAGUCAAACGCAAGGAUCUAACCACACAGCGCUUACUAAAGUGAGAAGAAUACAAGUGAAAAAUGCUGUUCCAAGUACAACAAAGAGUGGUUUGUUUUCACCUUCAUUGAACUGUAAUAUUGGACACUAG
Actinia tenebrosa (Australian red waratah sea anemone) is the source of this 1101-nucleotide messenger RNA. RefSeq names its product neuropeptide FF receptor 2-like. Gene Ontology annotation, cellular component: membrane. Lineage: Eukaryota; Metazoa; Cnidaria; Anthozoa; Actiniaria; Actiniidae. Gene Ontology annotation, molecular function: G protein-coupled receptor activity. Gene Ontology annotation, biological process: G protein-coupled receptor signaling pathway. The record is from RefSeq and is a predicted model, not a curated record.